Molecule: messenger RNA, 2022 nt
Organism: Dunckerocampus dactyliophorus (ringed pipefish)
Lineage: Eukaryota; Metazoa; Chordata; Actinopteri; Syngnathiformes; Syngnathidae
Gene: elovl1a
Product: ELOVL fatty acid elongase 1a
Exons: 9
Coding region: 540-1394 (284 amino acids)
Biological process (GO): fatty acid elongation, polyunsaturated fatty acid; fatty acid elongation, saturated fatty acid; sphingolipid biosynthetic process
Cellular component (GO): endoplasmic reticulum membrane; endoplasmic reticulum
Molecular function (GO): fatty acid elongase activity
Source: RefSeq, a predicted model, not a curated record
AAACAGGGUGUGGUUCUGAAACUUGCCUGCUCUCUAGUAGUACUUUAAAUGGACUCCAACGAUUGUGCUCCCAUAGUAAUCACAUCCUCACUUCUACACAGAGCUUCUUCCACACACGCCUACGAUCACAUCUUUCAGCUCUUGUUGGAUAUUUCUGCUAUUGGAAUCUGAACUGGAAGAUUUGUUGGCUUCCACCCUGCCAACCUCCUCAGCGCUGUGGCUCCAUUCUGGGGGUUGAUUGCCUGCCUGCCCGCCCUGGCUUUUAUAGCUACUUCCCCACCAACAGGAGCUGAGGACUCAGCAGGGGGGUGUUUUAGGAAAAGAGGCAAGAAUUCAACAUGCUGCGAGAAGCUGGAUUGAAUAUUUUAGACUUCUAUAACGAUCUGCUGUCAAGAUGCGCUUGGGGAUUGCAGUGUUAUGCUCCACAGUCUCCACUUGGCUGCAGCUGCCCUCAGUCUCCUCUUCGAUGAAGUGUAUCCUUACUGUGGCUGAAAAACUCCAGGGUCAAAGACUAUCCGUUGGUAACGUGUCCCAUCAAGAUGACCUCCAUCCUGGUGACCUAUGUUGUCUUCGCCGUCUACGUGGGACCUCGCCUGAUGGCCAACCGCAAGCCUUUCCACCUGAACACGGCCAUGAUCAUCUACAACUUCAGCAUGGUCCUACUCAACUCGUACAUCGUCUAUGAGUUCAUGAUGUCUGGAUGGGCCACCACCUUCACAUGGAAAUGCGACCUUAUUGACCCUUCCAACACUCCGCAGGCACUUCGGAUGGUGCGAGUGGCUUGGCUCUUUUAUUUUUCCAAAUUCAUUGAACUCAUCGACACAGUAUUCUUUGUGUUGAGGAAGAAACAAAACCAGAUCACUUUUCUCCACGUGUUUCAUCACUCUGUCAUGCCCUGGUCGUGGUGGUGGGGCGUCAUGCUGACUCCUGCUGGAGGAAUGGGCUCCUUCCAUGCAAUGGUCAACUCAGGCGUCCAUGUCAUCAUGUACACAUACUACGGGCUUUCUGCCGCCGGACCACGCUUCCAGAAGUAUUUGUGGUGGAAGAAGUACAUGACUGCCAUUCAGCUUACGCAGUUCAUCCUGGUGUCAGUGCACAUCAGCCAGUACUACUUCAUGGAGAAGUGUGACUACCAGGUGCCCCUGUGGAUCCACCUCAUCUGGAUGUACGGCGUCCUCUUCUUCAUCCUCUUCUCCAACUUCUGGGUGCAGGCCUAUAUCAGGGGGAACCGACUCCCAGCCAAAGACCUCAAGAAAAGGCACAACGGCUUAGCCGGGGAGGGCGUCAACGUGGUGGCCAACGGCAAUCACCAGCAGCACAAUGGUGACGCACACCACCACCACCACCACCACACGAAUGGGAAAGUGCAGCUCGGCAAAGUGAAGGAGAUCUAACUCAAUUCUACCACAACGGUAGAAUAACCAAGUCUAGUCUUUUGUUGAUUCACGUGUGCGGAUAUGAAUGACAUGUUGUGUUGUUUGUUUUGCCAGUGAUCUCGUCUCUCUCGCCACACUUGUUGUGUUUGUUGCCACACAGUGAUGCACACGCAUACACACGAUGUAUGAAGAUUGGUGCUCCUUUUCUCACAUUUUCUGACCUGAUGAGCCUUAUAAAGAGUAUCACACACUUUCACUGAAGACUAGCAUGUGUAAAUAACCUCUGCAAAGUUUAUGAUGAAAGAGAAAAAAAUGUGCAUUGUAUAUGUCAUAUAUUUAGAUGUUUUUUUUUUAUUUAUCUAUCUUUUGAAAUAAAACACAUUUUAGAUAAAGGUCGGUGUCAUUUGGAAAGCAGCCACAGUUCAAGUUUUCAAUUUGUAAAGAAUUUCACUGAAUUGUUUUGUUACUGUAUAUUACAGUGUUGGUGAAUUUUUGCACAUAUGCAUAACUCAGUAAGGCCACACAAACAGAAACGUGCUUAAUCCAUACUUGAUAUUUCUUUUUUUGGCAAACUGUGAUCUGUGAAGGAUUUCUUUUCUCAUGAGGUUGACAGUGCUACACAAAGUAUACUGUUAUUAAAUCUUUA